AUGGGUAUGGUUGUCGGAGAGCGUGUCAUGGAGUGCUUUCCGUUUGAAACCAAACUAAACGACGAUUGUCAUCUCAAAUUUGACUAUGAAGAAACGGAUCUCGUGCAAUCCAUCAAAAUGUCUUUCGUUCCUGUGCAGCCAUUCGGUUGCGACGAGGAUUCACCUAUUGCGCCAACUUCGCGAGACACUCCUCCACCCGUCGCGUCAACAGCUCAAUCCACUGACCAGGUCUUGGAUUCGGAUGAUGACGCAGAGGCAGAAGAUGGUGUAAUGAACUUGCUGCCCCAACUGAAAUCCACCAAUCUCGGAGUAAACUCAGUUUCGUUUGGCACACGCAAGCCGCGGUAUUUACGCGAAUGCCUAGACGGAAUGCUUUUAAGCAAACCAGAAGACCAUCACAUUCGUCUGAUGUGCUUCUCGGUUGUCGCUGACCUGAUUCGCGAGCAUCCAACGGCGGCAAAAGAAUUAGUUGUUGAUAUUGCCAGCGCGUUGCUUCAUUCACAACCGGCCACGUUUUCCGAUGAGAGUACAAUUUUGGAAAGUCAGCAUGCUGGGCUGGUUGCGCUAGGUGUGGUGGCUCCUAAAGACUGCUCCCGUUAUUUGAUAAACGAAUUCACACAGAUCACCUGUUCUUUUGGCCAGCGUCAAAGAAUAUUGAUGGCACUUACUGAUAUUGCUUGUGAACUUUCAAAUGUCCGUGUGAUUUCAGAGGCUCUCGAGAAAGUUCGUCCAUCAGUUGAGGUUAACACCCACUCCCUACCUGCCCAAGAAUCAGGACCUAAAACCCGCCGUUUUUGUAGCAAAAGGCCGCCCGAAGAACAGCGUGUGAAUACAUUUAUAUCUGUGGCCGGUGAUUUCUUCUUUCCUUUGUUAAAUAGUGUUUCUCAACUGUAUUCUGCUUCACAGAAGGGAUGUUUUGCCCAUCAAGACUCGGCUAUACUCACCCAGUUGAUAGCAACGCUUGGCACUAUUUACGCUUGUGCUCAUUCAUCUCCCAUUCAGGGACGUAUGGCACGCGAGUACUUGUAUUUACUACCCAUGAUUUAUUGUCAUUUGGAACCUACCGUUCGUCAGGCAUCAUUAAUAGCCUUGGGGACAGUGGUCACCACAACUCCAUCUGCUAUCCUAUCCACUGAGCCCACAUUUUUCCUUGAGGACAGUACACCGACCGGUACCGGUUCUUUCAAUUUGAUUGGCUGGUUAAAACGAUGCCUGGCUCGUGACACAGAUAAUGAAUGUCGGGCACUAGCCUCAUCCACUUUAACGGCCCUCAUCGAAAGAACUUGUGAGGCUAUCUCUUCGUAA
Messenger RNA from Echinostoma caproni, 1305 nucleotides. The record is from the annotation of a GenBank genome assembly. Lineage: Eukaryota; Metazoa; Platyhelminthes; Trematoda; Plagiorchiida; Echinostomatidae.